GGAGAACUUCAGAGUGCAUCUACACUCCUACAUAUACCUCAUUUUGACCUCCGGCGCCCUUCUGAGAGACUAUAUCACGGUAGACUGACCGCUGGCGAGUGCAAGUCGUCGAGGCGCCGACCACAAGAAUGUUCAGUGGCUCGCGCAAGCCAUACUCGGCAAUCACGGUCCAGGUCGAUCGCUUGACAAGUGAGCAGUGCGAAGAGGACGAUGUCAGUGGCAUCGUGGACCUCAUCGAAGUGAUUCGUAUCCAGAGCGGCGGUCCGACAGAGGCAGCUCGAGCAUUACGAAAAAAGCUUAAAUACGGCAAUCCUCAUCGACAGGUCCGGUCAUUGGUGAUUCUCGAUGGCCUCAUUCAAAAUGCGGGCGGAAGAUUUCAAAGAACGUUCGCGGACGAGCCGUUGCUCGAGCGAUUGCGUCUCAUGGCCCGCGACGACACCGUCGAUCCACACGUGCGACAGAAGUGCAAGGUCCUCUUUGUCCAAUGGGCCAACGCGUACAAAAAUACCACAGGCCUAGAGCGGAUCGCCAAUCUAUAUAAGGAAUUCCCCAAAACACAGAGGCCCGUCGUUGCACGCCAGAAAGUACUGAAAGAUACAGAGCCUCCCGAAUCUCCCUUCGCGGAGAAGGAAACGCGGUCACGAUCAAAUUCACAACAGAAACCCGUUCAAUCGAGCUCUACUCGACCGCUAAACCUGACUUCCAGCUCCCAUAGCUUUUCUUCGAAGCUUUUCAAGGAGAAGAAGGCUGGGCCGCAGAAGGCCUUCAAUCUGAGCAGGGAGAAAGAAGGCAUGACCAACGCCCUUGCGCAGGCCUCUAUGGCUUCGACCAACCUACUGAACGCAUUGCAAUUGAUCAAUCGUGAGACUGAGCGCAUUUCGGAGAACGCGGAGGUUGUGAGGCGUCUCGAAACAUGCAAAGCCCUCAGACGCAAAAUUCUAUACUACAUACAGCAUGUGGAAUCUGACGAUUGGAUUGGCAGCUUGGUCAAUGCGAACGAUGAGCUCGUGAAGGCUCUCACCGCGUACGAAAUCAUGGAUAGGAGUAUCGAUGAUGAUAGUGAUAGCGAUGCUUGGGAGGCGGCGGGGAACUCCGCUGGCCCCAUCACCGGCCCUAUGGCUAGCACUGAGCAACAGCUGGCUGGGCUCUCCAUGUCAGAUGAAGCCGCUCCUACGAAGCCUGCUAGAUCGACGAUGAAGAUGCCCAUGCCACCACCACCGCCACCACCACCACAACCAGUCCCUGCGAAAACGACGGGUGGCUCGUAUGACGACGAAGAUCAUGAUGAGGACGACGAUCCCUUUGGGGACGCAAAUGCUGUACAGACACCAACGAUUGAGCGCUCGGGCCUGACAUGGAAGGAAGUGUGAUGGAGAUGUACAUGACAUUGAAAUCAUAUGUCUAAUUUGUGUUGGACAGCUCUUAGCAGUCGUCUGAAGUAAAUACAUUAUACAUGUAGUUUUACAAGCGCGGAUUUCAAGGCCGGCAACUGCAUGUCUGUGUGC
Sphaerulina musiva SO2202 is the source of this 1505-nucleotide messenger RNA. RefSeq lists its product as uncharacterized. Gene Ontology annotation, cellular component: actin cortical patch. Gene Ontology annotation, biological process: endocytosis; actin filament organization; actin cortical patch localization. The record is from RefSeq and is a predicted model, not a curated record. Lineage: Eukaryota; Fungi; Ascomycota; Dothideomycetes; Mycosphaerellales; Mycosphaerellaceae. The transcript is spliced from 3 exons. Gene Ontology annotation, molecular function: ubiquitin binding; phosphatidylinositol binding. The coding region runs from base 129 to 1370 and encodes 413 amino acids.